CCUGCUCCUGCCCCCUAGCGGCCCCUGGACCAAUCAUCCCGGUGUGGAGCCUCUUGUCCAGGUGCAUUAGGACAGGUGGGGGGUCCAAUCUCCAUUAAACCCUCCUGGCUGUCAUGUUGCUAUCUGACAAGACAAUUCACAUCCAAUCCACUAGUGGAGCGGCUCUGAUUGGCUAAGGAGAUGAAAUAAAAAAUGACAUUUACCGUCUAGGACAAGUGGUCGUCAUAGUGCACAUUCUCAAUGUAGCAUCAUAAUCAUAAACAGAUGUUUAUAACAGCUGUUUGUUUCCAUCCAGGUGGCUGCCUGUCCCCCUUCCCCUGCAGCUCACAAUGAAACCACUUCUGACACACGUGUUGGCUCUCAAGCCCCGCCCCCCCUCAGAACGCUCAGAGCCAAUCAGAAGGCGGCAUAAGGAAACAGCAGCCAAUCAGAGCGCGUCUUGUUUAGGAGACGUUCACACACACACAGCGAGGCCCUGCUGCUGUCAACAGGGAGGAAGGAGGCUCUCCAUCAUCAUAGCGGUGUUCAGGCUGACUCGGUGUGUCCAGGUGCUGAGGACUAGACUCACCUGUCCUCCUGUUCGUGGUCGCGUCCUGCUGUCGGCCCGCAGACACACAACCUCGUCUUUAGUGGAGAAGAUGCCGCAGACUCACAAGUCCAGAAACGCUCCAGCAGCUGCAGGAGCAGCAGGAGCAGCUGAGUCCUCCGGGACGGGACCAGGAGGAGCCUCAGGAGGAGGUGAGGAGCAGGAGAAGGUGUCCAGGAAGGAGUGCCAGGCUGCAGGAGGAGCAGGAGGAGGAGGAGGAGCAGGAGGAGGAGAAGAUAAUAUAGGAGACAACCAGAUCAUCAAGUCCCCCAGUGACCCCAAACAGUACAGGUACGUUGUGUUGGACAACGGGCUGCGAGCGCUGCUCAUCUCAGACUACAGCGGCCCGGCAGCAACCGGAGACGACUCAGGCGGAGAAGAGGAAGAAGAGGAGGAAGAGGAGGAAGAGGAGGAGUCUGGAGAUGAAACGGAGGACGAGUCCGAGGAGGAAGACGACGACGACGAUGAUGAAGAGGACGAUGACGACGAGGGGAAGAAGAAGAAAGGGAAUGCAGAGAAGCAGUCUGCAGCAGCUCUGUGUGUGGGAGUGGGCAGCUUCAGCGACCCCGGAGACCUCCCCGGCCUCGCUCACUUCCUGGAACACAUGGUGUUCAUGGGCAGCGAGAAGUACCCCUCAGAAAACGGCUUUGAUGCGUUCCUGAAGAAGCAUGGCGGGAGCGACAACGCCUCCACCGACUGCGAGAGGACCGUCUUCCAGUUUGACGUCCAGAGGAAAAGCUUCAAAGAAGCUCUUGACAGGUGGGCUCAGUUCUUCAUCUGCCCCCUGAUGAUCCGUGACGCCAUCGACAGGGAGGUGGAGGCCGUCGACAGCGAGUACCAGCUGGCCAAGCCGUCAGACUCCCACAGGAAGGAGAUGCUGUUCGGCAGUUUGGCCAAACCUGGACACCCGAUGGGCAAGUUCUCCUGGGGGAAUGCCCAGACGCUGAAGCAGGAGCCAAAGAAGAAGAAGAUCAAUGUGUACAAGAGGCUGCGAGCCUUCUGGAAGAAGCACUACUCGGCCCACUACAUGACUCUGGCUGUGCAGUCAAAAGAGACGCUGGACACUCUGGAGAAGUGGGUGAGAGAGAUCUUCAGCAAGGUGCCCAACAACGGUCUGAAGAAGCCAGAUUUCUCUGAUAUGCUGGAUCCGUUCGACACGCCAGCGUUCAACCAUCUCUACAGAGUCGUUCCUGUUAGAAAAGUUCAUGCUUUGAAUAUCACCUGGGCGCUCCCCCCACAGGAGAAACACUACAGAGUCAAGCCUCUCCACUACAUCUCUUGGCUGAUUGGCCAUGAAGGCACAGGAAGCAUCCUCUCCGUGCUCAGGAAGAAGUGCUGGGCCUUGGCUUUGUUUGGAGGAAACAGUGAAACGGGCUUCGACCAGAACACCACCUACUCCAUCUUCUCCAUCUCCAUCACCCUCACUGAUGAAGGCUUCCAGAACUUCUACCAGGUGACUCACCUGGUGUUCCAGUACCUGAAGAUGCUGCAGACACUCGGACCACAACAAAGAAUAUAUGAAGAGAUUCAGAAGAUUGAAGCGAACGAGUUUCACUAUCAGGAGCAAAUUGACCCUAUAGAGUACGUGGAGGACAUCUGUGAGAACAUGCAGCUGUUCCCUAAAGAAGACUUCCUGACAGGAGAUCAGUUGAUGUUUGAGUUCGACCCAGAAGUGAUCAAUGGAGCUUUGUCCCUUCUCACCCCUGAGAAAGCCAACCUGAUGCUGUUGUCACCAGAACAUGAGGGCCAGUGUCCCCUCAGGGAGAAGUGGUUUGGCACACAAUACAGCGUUGAAGACGUCCAGCAGGAGUGGAUGCAGCGCUGGACAGGAAACCUGGAGCUCAACAGCGAGCUAACACUUCCUGCUGAGAACAAGUUCAUCGCCACUGACUUCACCCUGAAGCCGUCUGACUGCCCAGACACCGAGCUUCCUGUCCGGAUAGCCGACAGCGACAGAGGCUGCCUGUGGUACAAGAAGGACAACAAGUUCAACAUCCCUAAAGCCUACGUCAGAUUCCACCUAAUCUCUCCUGUAAUCCAGCAAUCUGCUAAGAACGUGGUCCUGUUCGACCUGCUGGUCAACAUCCUGGGUCAUAACCUGGCCGAGCCGGCCUACGAGGCCGAGGUGGCCCAGCUGGAGUAUAAACUGGUGGCCGGAGAACACGGACUGGUCAUCAAGGUCAAAGGAUUCAACCACAAGCUGCCGCUGCUGUUCCACCUCAUCGUUGACCACCUGGCCCACUUCUCUGCCUCCCCUGAUGUCUUCAGCAUGUUCACAGAGCAGCUCAAGAAAACAUACUUCAACAUCCUCAUUAAACCAGAGAAACUCAGCAAGGAUGUGCGUCUCCUGAUCCUGGAGCACUCUCGCUGGUCGAUGGUGGAGAAGUACCAGGCUCUCUCAGCUGAUCUGACCAGCCAAGACCUGAUGGACUUCGCCGCAAUCUUCCGUGCCGAGCUGUACGCCGAGGGGCUCGUACAGGGCAACUUCAACAGCAACGAGUCACAGCACUUCCUGCAGUAUGUCACAGAGAAGCUGCAGUUCUCCAAGCUGCCAGCGGAGGUGCCGGUGAUGUUCAGAGUGGUGGAGCUCCCUCUGAAGCACCACAUUUGUAAAGUCAAAUCACUGAAUAAAGGAGACGCCAACUCUGAGGUCACUGUUUACUACCAGAUGCACAUGGAGGAACCUUGCUUUGACUUCCUCCGGACCAAAGAGACUCUCGGCUACCACGUCUACCCCACCUGCAGAAACACCUCGGGCGUUCUGGGUUUCUCCGUCACCGUGGAAACACAGGCCACAAAGUUCAAUACUGAGCUGGUGGAGUUAAAGAUUGAAGAGUUUCUGGCUUCAUUUGGGGAGACGCUCAAUUCGCUGACUGAGGAGGCCUUUAAUACUCAGGUGACUGCUCUGGUGAAGCUGAAGGAGUGUGAGGACACACACCUGGGGGAGGAGGUGGACAGGAACUGGGCCGAGGUGGUCACACAGCAGUUUGUGUUCGACAGACUCAACAGAGAGAUCGAGGCCCUGAAGCAGAUGACCAGAGCUGAGCUGCUCUCCUGGUUCAACGAACAUCGAGGACCGAGCAGCCGCAAACUCAGCAUGCACGUGGUGGGAUUCGGUGCUGAAGAGAAUGACGAGGAGGGAGGAGGGAAGAAACAAGAAGAAGAAGAAAAAGAAGACAAACAGGAGGAUUUAAGCGGCUCCACCUACGGAGAAGUGUCUAAACUCACCUUCCUUCCUGCCUCGGCCAAGAUGGCGGCUGCUGUCUCCAUCAUGGACAUCCCAGCCUUCACUAGAGGCCUCCCUCUCUUCCCCUACCACAAGAUACUGGAAUAAGCUGCAGAAAGAGAGACAGACAGAAGGAGGCGUUCAGGGACUCUGCCUCAUUAGAGAUGCAGCAGUUAAUAUGUGGAGGUUGAAACAUCUCUGGACCUGGAUUCUCCCUCCGGGGCUCUGCUGUAGUUUUUAUAUCCACUGUGUGCAUGAAGGCAAAGAGCCAGGAAGUGCUGAUAGAGUUUUCUUUUCACUAAGUGAUAAUCUAUUCUGCUUUUCCUCACACUCAAUUAUUUUAUAUCCUCAGACACGGAGAGUGUGGGAGCGCUCUAUCUGGGAAUCUUUUGAAUCAAAUUUUCAUUUAUCUGGUUUCUCUAUUACAGCUCACGAUCCCUCUUCUUUUAUGCUGUUUGUUUGUGGAGGCGCAAAGUGACUUUAAUACCAUUUAAAAACACAAAUCUACUGUGAAAGCUGCAGAGCUGCAGAGUGCUUUGAACUCCAGAUGUGUGUGUUGGAGUGAUUGUGUGCUGCUGUUAUCAGCCGACCUGGAUAAACUGCAAAGAGAAUAAAUCAAUGAGUGAUGAGUGAA
This is a messenger RNA of Centropristis striata (black sea bass), 4446 nucleotides long. Its product is annotated as nardilysin-like. NCBI's taxonomy places the organism in Eukaryota, Metazoa, Chordata, Actinopteri, Perciformes, Serranidae. Gene Ontology annotation, biological process: proteolysis. The record is from RefSeq and is a predicted model, not a curated record. Gene Ontology annotation, molecular function: metal ion binding; metalloendopeptidase activity.